This is a messenger RNA of Acanthochromis polyacanthus (spiny chromis), 27660 nucleotides long. It is a transcript of the gene syne1b, whose product is annotated as spectrin repeat containing, nuclear envelope 1b. Lineage: Eukaryota; Metazoa; Chordata; Actinopteri; Pomacentridae. The record is from RefSeq and is a predicted model, not a curated record. Gene Ontology annotation, cellular component: membrane. The transcript has 147 exons. Gene Ontology annotation, molecular function: protein binding. The coding region runs from base 443 to 26851 and encodes 8802 amino acids.
CCUCAGAUGGUACGAUGAUACAGCGAGGCAGUGCAGCGGGGGCUGUGCACAUCCACACAGGCAUGGCUCCUCUGGAUGGCAAAAACACAGGAAGAAGGAAGGCUGGGAUUGUAAAUCACCCUCUCUGUUAGGAGUUUUCUGUUUUUGCCAUCUGUGUGUGUGUGUGUGUGUGUGUGUGCGUGUGUGUGUGUGUUUGUGUGCAUGUGUGUGAGCGUGUCAGGGAGGAGGGGACGGUUUCAUCUCCAGCAGCUCUUUUUUUUUUUGCUUUCACUGGGGGAAACCAGGCAGCCAGAUCUGUUUUGCUUCCUGCUGGGGAAAAAAAGGUUGAAAGGACAGCUGUGUGUCAGUUUUUCCACCGUGGAUCUAAUUUUCAAGCAUACAUCUAUAUGUACCCUGGAACUCAUGAAAUGCGAAGAGCGAGCACUGGAGAGUGGGGUGUAGAAUGGCUCACUAUAAGGAUGUAUCUGUCAGGAAGACUUCUUUAAAUCUGGUGACUGGAUUUUUUCAGUAUCUCCGUGAUGAGCAAGAGGCGGUGCAGAAGAGAACAUUCACAAAAUGGAUCAAUUCUCAUUUAGCCAAGCAUAAACCACCAUUAGAGGUUAACGACCUUUUUGAGGACAUCAAAGAUGGGGUGAAGCUCUUGGCUCUGUUGGAGGUCCUGUCUGGCCAAAGACUUCCCUGUGAGCAAGGCCGCCAGCUGAAGAGGAUCCACUGGGUCUCCAACAUCGGCACUGCACUUAAAUUCCUCGAAGGCAGAAAGUCUGUGUAUCGAGGAUCUCCGAUCAAACUUGUUAACAUUCACGCCACUGAUAUCGCAGAUGGACGACCAUCAAUCGUCCUUGGGUUGAUAUGGACCAUUAUCCUCUACUUCCAGAUUGAGGAGCUAACCAGCAACCUGCCAGCCCUCCAGGCCCUAUCCAACAGCAACUCUUCUGUGGAGAGCUUACCCAGCUCUGAAACAGGAAGCCCUCCCAUGAAGAGGAAGGUGGUUAACAAAUUUCAGGGCAAUGCCAAGAAGGCCCUGCUCAGAUGGGUGCAGUGCACAGCUGCCAAGCAUCAUGGAAUUGAGGUGAAGGACUUUGGUCCCAGCUGGCGCGAUGGCGUUGCCUUCCAGACGGUGGUGCACGCCAUCAGGCCAGACCUGGUCGACAUGGAGGUGGUACGGCGGAGAAGCAACAGGGAGAAUCUGGAGGACGCAUUUGCACUUGCAGAAAACGAAUUGGGCAUUCCCCGUCUGCUGGAUCCAGAAGAUGUGGAUGUAGACAAGCCAGAUGAGAAGUCCAUCAUGACAUAUGUGGCUCAGUUUCUCAAGCACUACCCAAACCCCCACCAUUCUGAAACGGAUGGACAGCAGGAUGAGUUUGGUCCCCAAGAUAUAGAGCAAAUGCUUGAGAGAGAGGAGCGGAAGAUGCUGAGAGAGCUGAAGGUGUUUUUAGAUCAACUGGAAAGAGAUGUGCUGCGGGCCCAAGGGGCCGAGGGAAACCUCACCGACAAAUAUCAGGCAUUUAAGAGCUUCCGUGUACAGUAUGAAAUGAAGAAAAAGCAAACAGAUCCACUGCUGCAGCCAGUUCACAAGGAAGGCAAGCUCUCUGUGGAUCAAGCUCUGGUCAAACAGGCCUGGGACCGUGUGUCUGCCAGGCUGCUGGACUGGCACAUCCAUCUGGACAAGUCCCUGCCUGGUCCUCUGGGAGUGAUCGGAGCCUGGCUUCACAGAGCAGAGAUGGCUCUGAGAGAGGACAUUCCCAUCCAACACGCUCAUGAGGAGACAGCCAAUGUUCUUCACAGAAAACUGGAGCAGCAUAAGGAGGUAUUAAAAAACUUGGAAUCACACCGGCAGCCCUUCCAGCAGAUACACAGGGACAGAUCAGUAAAUGGAGUUCCUGUCCCACCUGAACAGCUCCAAGAUAUGGCAGAACGGUUCAACUUUGUGUCUACAUCAUCACAUGCUCACUUGAUCAAAAUGGAAUUCUGGGAAAUGAAGUAUCGACUGAUGGCGUUUCUUAUGCUGGCUGAGUCAAAGCUCAAGUCCUGGAUCAUUAAAUAUGGCCGACGGGAUUCAGUUGAACUCCUGUUGCAGAGCUACCUUACUUUCAUUGAAGGCCACAGAUUUUUCGAGCAGUAUGAGAUAAUCUUCACAUCCCUCAAACACGCUGCAGAAGUGUAUGUUAAGUCUGACAGCUCAAGGUCUAAGACCUGUAACAAAGUUGAUGAAGCAGAAGGGGUGAGUAAAUUCCUCAGUGAUACUACGGCUCAGUGGAAGAACCUGGCUUUGGAGGUGCGGAGUGUUCGCAGCAUGCUGGAGGAGGUGAUUGCUAACUGGGAAAAGUAUAGUAGCACAGUGGCAGCUCUGCAGGCCUGGCUGGAGGAUGCUGAGCAGAUGCUCAACCAAUCAGAGAAUGCCAAACGUGAUUUCUUCAGAAACCUUUCUCACUGGAUCCAGCAGCACAUGGACAUGAAUGAUGCUGGGAACUUCCUCAUUGAGACAUGUGAUGACACGGUUUCACGGGAUCUGAAGCAGCAGCUUCUGCUGCUGAAUGGGAGAUGGAGGGAGCUGUUUGUCAAAGUCAAACAUUAUGCAAGAGCAGAUGAGGUGGACAAGCUGAGACAAGACUACCAAGAUGGGAUUAAUACCUUGAAAAUGUUCAUGGAUGCAACCAAUGAGAAGAUGACUGCUCCUGUCCAAGUAUCUUUCCUCAAUGUCAGAGCCUUUGCUCAAGAUGUUGAGGAAAUCAAGCACAAAGUGCCAGCUAUGGAAGCAGCCUGUAAGGCAGCCAGCCGUACUGCUCAGCUGUUGACCAAAGACACUCCACAAGAGGAAGUUUCACAGAUGAUGGCUGUGAUGGCUUCGAUCAAAGAGCAGCUGAGUAAGAUAAGGGAGAGAUGUUUGCCUCUGCUGAGAGAGUCUCAGUCUCUUUUACCUCCACUGGAAGAAAUGGAGAAGAACAUCACAGGCUUCUACCAAGCUCUGGAGAAGGCUAGUCAUAUCACCAGCACCCCUGAUUCUGAGGGACCAGUAGACUUUAAACAGAAAUGUCAGGAGCUGGUGACCUUCACUCAUAGCUGUAAGAAAUGUCUGACAGUAAUAGAGAGAAACCACCAAACCAUUCAAAAAAUAAUGAACAGCAGUAAAACCCUCCAGCACAUGGACAUGAGUCUUCUGCAGAAACGAGUAGCAGACCUGCAGACCUCCUCACAGAACAUGAUUAAGGAAUCCACAGAGUGGCGAAAACACGUGGAGGCAAACAGCUGCCUCAUGAAGAGGUUUGAUGAGUCACGGGUAGAGCUGGAGAAGGUUCUUAAAAUGGCGCAAAACUGUCUGACAGAAAGAGGCAACCCAGAGGAGCUGCUCAAGAAGCACACAGAAUUCUUUGGACAGCUCGACCAACGGGUCUUGAACACAUUCCUCAAGGCUUGUGAUGAGCUGACAGAUAUUCUGCCAGAGCAGGAGCAGCAGUCACUGCAGGAAACAGUCAGGAAGCUGCACAAACACUGGAAGGACAUUCAGACAAACUCCCCCUUUCACCUCCUGCACCUGAAAGUGGAGGUCGAGAAGAGCAAGCUGAUGCUGUCCCUGCAGGAGUGCCAGGCAGAGGUGACCAGGGAGAACCGCCACCUGGCCAGCAUGGGCAGCGAGAGGCUCAUCAAGGAGCACAGGGCCUUCUUCAGGGAAAAAGGCCCCCAGUCCAUAUGUGAGAAAAGGCUGCAGCUGAUGGAGGAACUUUGCCAAAAACUCCCCGAGGGCGACCCAGCUCACCAAACCUUGGAAACAGCGAGAAAGGACUUCGCUGAGGUCCGGGAGGAAAUCGAGAACACCCAUCAGAAGCUAAUGCAGCACCCAGAAAAAUGGAAAGACUACAAUGCAAGGUAUGCUGAACUCUCCUGCUGGCUGAUUUCUAAAGAAAGCCAACUGAGGCUGCUGAGAAACAGAGCCAACGACCCCAGAAAAUAUGGCCAAGUGAAGGCGACCAUCAUGGAGCUGAGAAAUGACGCAGAGCUACAGGAAGGGAAUCUCGGCUGGCUGAAAGCCCGUAUGGCCGUACUGAUUGAAAUCUGUGCUGACAGCGAUGCCCAGAGGCAAGGAAGUGCACUGAGCAAGCUCUCUACUGAUUUUAAGGGUCUUCUUGCUUCUCUCAUAGAGGCUGAGAAGAUGGUGCUGGCUGUGGGUGAUUGUGUACAGUUCAGGGAAGAGGUACAAACUACUUUGGACGACCUCGUUCAGGGCCAGAAAGAAGCUCAGGCUGAAGUUACCAAAAUACUGGACUGUUCAACUGCUAGAGAAGCCCAACAACUGCUGCUUGUUCACCAGCAACUGUUAAAGCGGCUGAAGCUGAAGAGGAAAGACGUCCAGCAGCUGAUCACCAGAGGCCAGCAGCUCCAGGCCGAGGAGGGACUGGGCGAGACUCUGCAGCAGGACCUGCAGAGCUUAGAGAACACACUCAGCAAAAUGGAGCAGAAUAUGGAUUCACAGGAGCAAAGCCUCGAGGUCACUCUGGCAGCCUGGCAGGAGUUUGACAGCCAACAGGAAGCAGCUCAUGAGUUUGUCAACAAAGCUCGCUCGUCAAUGGAGAGAGACCUGAACUUCAGCAGUCCAGAGAGCCUGGCGGUUGAACUCGACCAGGCCAGAGUGUUGUUGAAGCAGUGUGAAGCCGAGGCCUUGCACAUGAACACGCUGCUGAAGAGAGCGACGGAAAUCCAGCUCGGUCCGAAGAACAAGACUCUGCUUUCACAACAAGCUCGUUCCCUCUGCGAGCAAGUGGACAAAGUGGAGGCCGGACUGAAAAAAGAUGUGAAGACUCUGGAAGACAUGAAAGAUCAGUGGGAUCGGUUUGGAGCUGGAUUUGAAGCCUUUUCCUUGUGGAUAUCUGACAAGGAAAAGCAGCUGGAUGUAAUGAAGUCUUCUACUUUGCCUCUCGCAGAACAGAUCAGCACAGUCAAGGCUGUUGGGAAGGAGCUUCAAGACCGAGCUCAGGUUCUUUCCCAGCUGGAGACAGACUCCCAGGCGCUGGCCCAGUUUGUAUCAUCAGGGGAGGCGGCUCGCAUCAAGGCCCGUCUGACCCAAAUCGGCAGGUACUGGGAGGAGCUGAAGGAGAGCGUGCAGCAGCUUGAUGGACAGCUGGAGGAAAGUUCUUCUCACCAGCAGAAGUUCAAAAUGAACCUGGAGGAGGUACAAACAUCACUUAGUGAGCUACAUACAAAACUGGAGCAUCCACUCAAAUCCUGCACCUCCUCUUCAGAGACCUACAAAGCUCUUCAAAACCACAUGGAUGUCUGUCAGUGUCUGGAGAGGCUGAAGGGAACCUUGCUGUCGCUGUCAGCUGGAGCCCGACGACUCAGUGACAAAGAGCAAGCAGAGAGGACGGUGACGGUACUGAACACCAGCUAUGAGGAAAACGUACAGGAGGCAAAGGACAAACAGAGCACUCUGGAGAACCUGCUGUCUCUUUGGCAAAAGUACGAGAAGCAACGCUCAAACUUUCUUUCCUGCUUGGAGAGAAGUGAAUCUGCGUCCAAACCAGAAAGUCGGUGUCUGUCAGCCGAUAAAGCCAAGCUGCGCAGUGAGAUGCAGGAUCUGCAGGCCCUGCACUCUGAGAUCCAGUCCCUUGAGAGGGCUCAUGUUGAACUGGCAUCUCUGGGGCCUUCAUUAUAUCCUACUGCACCUGAUGAGCGAGUCAGUCAGCUGAAAGAUGAGCUGGAGACCCUGAAGAGGAGAUUGCAUGUCCAAAAUGAAGUCCUCCCCCAAAGAUUCAAAGAGCUUCAGAGCCACCUAUCACUGGUGGAGCAGUUUGAUCAGGCGCUGCUCAAAUUCUCCCAGUGGAGUGAAACCAUGCUGUCAAAUCUGCACUCAGCUUCUCAGAUCAACAUUAGCAACCUGCAGUCUGCCGCCACACAGAUAAAGGAGACCCAGGCGGCCCUUCAGAAACAGUCCGCUGUGAGACAGAGCUUGGAGCAGCAGACCGAGAAGCUCUGUCAGUUCUGUGAGCCUAGUGAUGUUCAGCUCCUCCGCAGCAGAGCAGACAGCUGCCUGCAGCCUUACCUGGAGGCCCAGCAGUUAGCUGAGCUGCAGUUAGAGUGUCUGGAGAAACUUGAGACUUUUUUACAGUCCCACAGUGUAGCAGCAGGAGUGUUACGGGGCCUCAGACAGACAGUGGAGAGUGCCGGGAGCUGGGAUCGUGGAAGAGUUGAGGAGCUGCAGCAAGAACUGGCCACUAUUGUUCCAGACAUUACUCAGCUGGAGACUCUUGCCAUCACUCUGGACAGCAGUCUCUGCAAAAGCCAUCUCCACAUCGGUGCUGAUGAGGGUUCUCGUAAGACGUGCCGCAUGCUGGCUGAUUCACUCAGUGCUGAGCUGGAUGCUGUGAGGAACUUGCUUGGUACUAAACAGAGUGAAGCAGAAGCCCUGGGGGCUCUGUGGACGUCAUUUAGACAGCGGAAAGAACAGCUGCUCAAAGCGGUGGAAGACAUUGAAGAGAAAGCCGACCACCAGAGCUUCAAAGAGCCCAGCCUGCAUGCUCUGCAGCAGCGACUCCGGUUCUUUAAUCAGCUGGAGGAUGAACUCCAGUCACAUCAGCAUGAGGAGCAGUGGUUGAGGGAUAAAGGCAACCAGCUGGCUCAGAGAGAUGCAGAGCUGGCUGGGGAGGUUCUGAGAGAAAUCAGCCUGCUGGAGACGACAUGGGAGGACACCAAGAAACUCAUCACAGAGAGACAAGACCAGUGCAAUAUCCUUGCUGAGCUUAUGAGAGAAUACCAAAUCCUGAAAGCCUCCAUCAGCUGCAUUAUUGAGAGUGCUGAACCUCUGGUUGAGAUAAACGCUGUUCUAAAGGACCACGAGGAAACCAAGAGAUCACUAACCAAGCAUGAAGGAGUGAAGGUGGAGAUGGCCAGUAAGCAGCACGAACUGGAUCAGUUUUCCAGCAAAGGAAAGCAGCUGGUGAUUGAACUAAAGAAGAUCCCCGACUGUGACUUUCAAAUGAUGAAGAAGGACAUGGAGACGCUUGUUGAUCAGUGGCUGGACGUGUCUGAGAAAAUAGAUGACAACAUAGUUCGCCUGAACCAGAGUUUGGCUCUGUGGGACGAUGUGCGGAAAAUCAACGAGGACAUCGAGGGCUGGACGAGCAGCUGUGUGAUCGAACUAAAUGAAAGCCUGAACAACCUGAACAAUAGUCAGAAGGUGUCAGGACGGCUCUCAGCGUUGCAGGCAGAAAUGGGUGAGAAGGAGCAGAAACUUGAAAUCCUACAAAGCAAAGUGUCAGAGCUGAAGAAGUGCAGUCAAAGUCAAGAGACUCCAGCCAAACUGCAGGUUUUGGAGAACGACCUAAGGAAGAAGAUCAGCACUGUUCAGAAGCUACACGAGCAGGCCAGAGGAAACCUCGUGGACUUCAGCACCCAGAGGAAACAGCUGGAAGACUACAUCUCACAGAUGUCUGCAUGGCUGAAAAGCAUGGAAGAUUCUCUGGUUUCUUCUCCGACUGGGUCAGAUCCCGAAGACAUCUGCCGAGUGAAGGACCUUCAGAAAGAGCUGCAAAAUCAGCAGGGGAGUAUUGACUCCACCAGGGAAAGCCUCAACACGCUGUGUAGAAAGUAUCCGUCUGAGGAGCUGGCUGGUCUGGGUUCAGCUCUCACUGACCUCAUCAAAACUUAUGAGUCAGUGAACCAGCUUUCUGCCCGGACGCUGGUCUCACUGCAGAAUUGUCUUCAGCAGCAGUUCAACGACCUAGUUCAGGAGUUCCAUCGCUGGCUUUCGGAACAAAGGGAGAUCGUGAAAGAAUGCUCUGAUCGAUCAGGAGACACUCAGAUUGUGGAACGCAAACUACAGAAGCUAAAGGGUGCCAUGGAUCGCGUGGAGGAGGGUGAGGUGCGUCUUACUCAGGUCUGCGAGGAAGGAGAGAAGCUCCUACUUCAUCUCCCUAAAGCCAGCGCUGGGCAGGUCCAGCAGCACCUGUCCUCCAUCCAGCAGGACUGGGACAGCUUUGUGGAGCAGUGCAGACAGAACCAGCAGAUCCUGGAGGACAGUGCUUCCCUCAUGAAAGGGUUCGAAGGUCGCCUCAAGAAGCUCAGGUGGUGGUUGGAACAUAUGGAGAAGAGAAUGACCACAGAUCUACUUGAGGCCAAGCAGCGAGGACCAGAAAAGGCUGUGCUGGAGCAAGUGGAGGAGUAUCAGCAGGAGGUGCUCAAAGAAAGGGACUCCUUUGAGCGUCUCUGUCAGGAGGGCCAGGCUCUCAAUGAAGGUGGGCGAGGUGACGGGAGUGAAACGAGAGUGUCAGCUCAGCUUCAGUCGCAGCACCAGGCCCUGCAGAGGCGUGUGAGAGAGAGGCUGCGCAGUUGUCAGCUCACUUUACAAGAGCAGCAAGCCUUUGAAGAGACACUGCAGACUACCUGGAUCUGGCUUAAUGGUGUUCAGGAGCGUCUGGCUUCACUCAACAGCACAGUUGGCAAUAAAGAGACUCUGGAGAAAAGACUAGGUCUUGUGCAGGAUAUCCUGCUAAUGAAGGGUGAAGGUGAGGUGAAGCUCAACAUGACAGUAGGAAAAGGAGAACAGGUCCUAAAGCACAACAGAAUGGAGGGGCAGGAGGCUAUUUGUUCACAGCUCCAGAAUUUGAAGGAUGCCUGGGCCAAUAUGUUGAUGACCUCUAUGAGCUGCCACAGUCGUCUGGAGUGGACAGUGGCCCAGUGGACCAGCUUUCAGGAAAAUAAGAGCCAGCUGCAGCAGUGGAUGGAGUCCGUGGAGCAGGAGGUGGGGAUGACUCUGCCUCAGCAGCCAGGCCUCAAAGAGAAAUCUGCUUUACUGGAGCGCCUCAGGGCCAUCCAGGCCGACGUGGACGCUCAUGCGACGGCUCUGUCGCGCCUAACGGACAAGGCGGUGGAGAUGCACGAAAAAACUGGCGACCAGACGUUUGGACCAGAGUCAAGGGCGGAGCUCAACGCACACUUUGCUGAUAUCUCAGCUGUCGUCAAGGGUAAAGUGCAGUCCAUGCAAAACAUCGUGUCUGAACAUGAGCAGUAUUUCGACGCUGUAAGAGACUUCAAUGACUGGCUGGUUUCUGCAAAAGAGGAGCUCCAGCGCUGGUCUGACCUUUCAGGAGACUCCGUUUCCAUCAAAAGAAAGCUCUCCAAAGUGCAGGAGUUGCUUGACUCUAAGCAGCGCGGCAGAGAGAGGCUGAACCGAGUUCAAAGAUGCGGGGCAGUGGCGAGAGAUUACACUGGCUCAGGGGGUUACGAGGCUUUGGAGCGAGAAGAAGCAGCCCUCCUGUCGUCAUGGGAUCAGUGGGAACGUGGGGCGCUGCAGACACGAGCCAGUUUAGAGACAACACUCUCACAAAUAGCCAGCUCUGAACAGGAGUUCACCAGCUUGUCAGCACAGCUGGAGCAAGACCUGCAGGACUUCAACCGCCAGCUGAAGGACUGGAGACUGCGACUGACCCAAGCAGAGGGUAAAAAUGAUGGAGAGGAAGCUGUUAAGGGCUGGCAGAUCGCAAAGGACACUUUGGAGGAACUUGUCAAAGCUGAGCCCACGUCUGAUAGUCUGAAGACCCAACUCAAUGAUCUGUGCCGGUUCUCCAGAGAAAUGGGAACGCAGUCUGAAAGAGUGUCUGCUCUCAUUAAGGAAUACAACAGUCUGAGCCUCCAAGCAUCCAGGGAGUGCCAGAGCAAAGAGAAGCUGCUGGAACAAGGCUUCCGCUCGGCUUUCAGAGAGUUUCAGCAGUGGUUGGUCAAUGCCAAGAUCAACACAGCCAAGUGCUUUGACGUACCUCAAAAUCUCAAUGAGGCUGCAUCUAGCUUGCAGAAGAUUCAGGAAUUUCUAAGUGACAGAGAACAGGGUCAGUCAAAGGUGAAUGCUGUGGUUGUGAACGCUGAGCUCGUCUCUAGCGUCGCAGCUAAAGACAGAGUAGAUGCAGUUCGGGCUAAAAUGAACACCGCCAGAGAGGACUGGAAAAACAUCAUGUCUAGUCUGCACAACAGGGAGACAAGUCUGCAAAACCUUUUGUCUCAGAUGAAGGACUUUGAGGCCAGUGCAGAGCCUCUUCAGGAGUGCCUGAAUGCCACGGAGCUGGCUGUACAGGAAAGCAGCACAAGACUUCAUGAUCUCACAGCCAAAAAGUUAGAGCUUCACAAGCUGCAGUCUGUGCUUGAGGAGUUAGCCUCUCACGAGGUUCAGCUGAACAGGCUGAAAGAGAAGGCCCAGCUGUUGUGGGAUGAACACGCGGCCGGCAAGGGUUUUGUGCACCGCGUCUCGCAACUCUCUGCUCAGUACCUAGCUUUAACCAACCUGACCAAGGAAAAGGCAUCCCGGAUUGAUCGGAUAGUCACAGAGCACCACCUUUUCUCCCAAGGGUUAAAGGAGCUGCAGAACUGGGUGGCCGACACCAGCCAUAUGCUGCAGACGUACUGCGCCCCCACUGCUGACAAAAAUGUUCUUGACAGCAGGAUGAUCAAGCUGGAGGCCUUGCUGACUGCUCGUCAGGAGAAGGAGAUCCAGCUGAAGAUGUUGAUCACAAGAGGAGAGUCAGUUCAGAGAAACACCUCUGCAGAGGGAGUACCUGUAGUCCAAAAACAAAUACAGGACCAAAAGGAUUCAUGGGAUGCCCUGCUCUCAGCUUCUAUUCAGUGCAAAAGUCAGCUGGAGGGUUCACUGUCUCAGUGGACCAGUUACCAGGAGGACGUACGCCAGUUUGUGGCCUGGGUGGAGCGUGUGGAGGAGAGUCUUGAUCCUACCGAUAAACAAUGCCCAGAGAUGAGAGAUAAAACAGCUAAUCUGAGCAAGGCCAAGUUACUGUAUGAAGAAGUGCUCAGCCACACCAGCCUGCUGGACACCAUCACUGCAAAAAGUGCCAGUAUCACAGAGAACUAUGUCACUCAACUGGAGCUGCAAGAUCUGCAGGAGCGUUAUAACACUAUCAAAGACAACGCUAUGAGGGCUGUCGGAAAAGCAGAAGAGCUGGUGAAAGCCCAUCAAGAGUAUCAGCGGGGACUUCAUGCAUUUGAAGAGUGGCUGGAAGAGGAACAAGAGAAGCUUGGCUGCUACACCCAGCUGGAGGGGGAUGUUGAUAUGCUGGAGGAAACUCUCCAAAAGCUGCAGGAGCUGCAGCUGCACUGCACAGAGGGCCAGGCUUUGCUAAACACCAUCCUGGUCAGUCGAGAGCUGGUCAUCCCCUGGGGCAUCCCUCAGAUAGAAGACAGAGCGCUGGAGACACUUCAGCAGGAGUGGAGGCUCUACCAGGCCCGGCUGGCCGACACCCGAGCUCAGCUCAACAGCGCUCUGGCCAAACUGCGGCAGAUGGAGCAGAAGUUCCAGCGUCUUGACAGCUGGCUAAAGGGCAUGGAGACAAAAGCACAACUGCGGAGUAAUCGGCGAUCCGACCGCGCCACCAAAGACGCUCAACUUCAGCUGAUAAAGAGCUGGCAGGAGGAAGUGCUGGUUUAUCAGGAGGAGAUGGAAGGCCUCAGUCUUUUGGCUCAGCAAGUUCUGGAUGAGACACAUAUUAGCAGCCGGAUCAGCAGCAGAGCCACUCAGAUCACAGCUCGAUACCACGCCCUGCUUCUGCAUUUACUGGAGACCAUUAAACAGCUGCAGGAGGAAAUUUGCUGCAUUGAAGAGGCUCAGUGUGUCUUCACCACCUUCUCAGACUGGCUCAGCUCAGCUCAGAAUAACUUCAGCACUGUGGCUAUAAGUGUUGAUAUAGUGGACCGCUUUGCCAUGGAGAGAAAGAUGAAGAAACUGGAGGGUCUUCAGGCUGACAUGGAGCAGGGUCACACUUACCUGAAGGCGAUGAGGGAGAAGACAGAGCGGGCCAUGGCGUUCUUGGAAGAACCUGAAGCAGAGCAGCUGAAGGAAGAAGUGGACACUCGACUCUUCCUCCUAGAGGAGUUGAUGACAGCCCUACGCACAGAGCAUAGCUCCCUUGAGAAAUGCAUCUCCCUCUCCAAAGACUAUAUGGAUAAAUACAAGGCUCAGGCGCAGUGGGUGAUGGAAACCAAGAACCUUUUAGCAUCAAGUGUGGAGCCUAAAGCUGAACUCUACCAGAAGAAGGCUCAGCUAGCAAAAUACAAGACCAUCCAGCAGACAGUGCAGUCUCAUGAGUCAGCAGUAAAAUCUGUCAUUGAGAAAGGAGAGGCGCUGCUCGACACAGUGAAUGACCCCACUAUCAGUGAGAACAUGAAGAGGCUGCAGGCUGACUACCAAGACCUCUGUUUGGCUGCUAAGACGCAGGUCCAGAACCUCAUAGAGUGGGUGAAGGAGCACGAGGAUUACAACAGUGAACUGCAAGAAGUUGAGAAAUGGCUCUUACAGAUGUCCAGCCGGCUGGUGACCUCGGACUCCAUGCAGACCAGCAGUAUGGAGAUGGCCACUCAGCAGCUAGCCCGGCAUAAGGCAAUUAUGGAGGAGAUAGCCAGUUUUGAGGAGCGUCUCACCAGCUUGAAGCAGAAAGGUGAAGGUCUCGUUGCCAGCUGUACAGAUCAAGUUCAAGCUAAGAUCAGCCAACAAGUCCAGGCUCACCAACAGGGAACCAGAGACAGCUACUCUGCUAUCUGCAGCACCGCCCAGCGUGUCUACCAGAGUCUGGACCGGGAGUUGCAGAAACACGUUAACCAUCAGGACACUCUGCAGCAGAGCCAGACGUGGCUCUCCACGGUACAAGAGGAGCUUCAGCUCAACGAUCAGGGACCGUCCGGUCUGCAGGAAGCACUGAAGCAGGUGAAGCACUACAGAGCCCUUCAGGAGCAGGCCAGCACUUACCUGGACCUGGUGUGUUCUGUGUGUGACCUGUCAGAUGAUGCUGUAAGAGUGACAGCUGCUGAAGUCCAGCAGGUCAAACUCACGAUAGAGGAGCGGAUGUCCAGUGCUCAGGAGCUUUCAGAGGGCUGGAGAGAGAUCAAAGAACAGAAACAAGAUCUAACCAGCCUCUUCCAGGACAUGGAGCAGCAGCUUCUCAGCCUCUCCAGAAGACCAGCAGAGCUGGAGACCAAGAUAGCACAAAACAUGCUUUCACAAGCCAAGGAGUGCAGCCAGCAACUGCAGUCUAAACAGAGUAUCCUGACCAAGAUGACCGAGACAGUGAGCAGAUUGACUGGAGGCCAGGACUCUCCGGAACAUGCAGAGCUCGACCGUCUGAGCCAUUCCUGGCUUGAGCUCUGUCACAAGGCCAACAAGCUGCAGAGCCAGAGAGAGGAGGACCUGCAGAGAUCUAAAGAAUAUCACGACUGUAUCGCUGCAGUGGAGGUGCUGUUUGAGCAGGUGUCCAAAGAGUGGGACAAUUUGGCCAGAACGGACGCCGAAAGUUCAUCUCAGCAUUUGGAGGCACUGAGGAAACUUGCAGUAACUCUCGAAGAACAGAAAGGGGCUCUUGAAGACCUCAAGGACCAGAAACAGAAAGUCAUCCAGCAUCUGAACUUGGACGACAAGGAGCUGGUAAAAGAGCAAAUCAGCCACUUUGAGCAGCGAUGGUCUCAGAUGCAAAACCUAAUUGAAAGAAAGAUCCAGGACUCAGUGGUGACCCUAGAAGAUAUGGGUCAGGUGGAGGCCCGCCUGAGAGAGGCUCGGGACUGGGCAGAGGAGCAGCAGCCUGCCCUGUCAGAGGCCAUGAAAAUGAGCCCUCCUCCUGAGCUGGCUCAAAGCUUCCUGUUUGACCACCUGAGCAUCUGCAGCGAGCUGGAGGCCAAGCAGCUCCUCCUGGCCCAGGCCAUGGCGGACGCUGACAGGGUUCUAGCACGACUGGGCCUCAGCGAACGACAUCAUCUGCAGCAGCUGAUUUGUGACACACAAUAUGAGGUGGAAUCUCUGAGCGUGAAAGUGGUGCAGCGCAGAAAACACCUGAGCAAAGCUUUUACUGAGAGGACGCAGUUCCUGAUGGCUGUGAGUCAGUCCAUUUCCUGGGUCCAGCAGAAUGAGAAGAAGGCCCAGUCGGAGGAGUACAUUGCUUUGUUACCUGAUGACUUAGCCAAGCAGGUUCGAACAUGCAGAAACAUCCAAAGCAGUUUAAAAGCGUAUCAGAGCGAGCUCACCUCCUUGUGGUCUCAGGGAAGAGACCUAAUGAGGGAUGCCAGCGAGGAGGAAAGGACUGAGAUUCUCACAAAGUUGCAGGAGUUACAAAAUAUCUUUGACAAAACGCUCCACAGAUGCGGUCAGAAACUUCAGGAGCUUGAAAAAGUGCUUGUUUCUCGAAAGUAUUUCAAGACUGAUCUAGAAAAAAUAUGCCAGUGGAUAAAACAAGCCGAUAUCGUCACCUUCCCUGAAAUAAACCUAAUGGUUGGAGAUGCUGAACUGGAAGCGCAGCUAAUGAAGUAUCAGCAGAUAGUUGAGCAGGCGAUUGAGUAUGAGAACCUCCUCUUAAUUGUCCAAAGAGCUGGACAGGAGAUAUUGCCCACAUUGAAUGAAGUAGAUCACUGCUAUUUGGAUGAAAAACUCAACACCCUCCCCCAGCAAUAUAACAGCAUAUUAGCACUAGCCAAAGAGAAACAGGAGAAAAUCCAGCAGGCCAUUCUCACAAGGAACGAGUACACGUCUUUCAUAGACGUCACUCACAAAGCUCUGAAAGAACUCGAAGAACAGUUCAACAGUCUAGGGACGCAGCCUGUAGGCCUGCAAACAGAAGAGGUGCUCAGCUUGCAGAGUGAUUACAAAGCAAUUCAGACUGAUCUCAGCAACCUGGGUCUAGCUGUGAGUGAGCUGAACCAGAAGAAAGAGGGAUUUCGGAGCACCGGGCAACCGUGGCGCCCGGAGGAAAUGACGCAGCUUGUGAGCCUGUACAAUGGGCUAAAGAGGUUGGUGGAACAGAAAGUAGAGCAUUUGGACGAAACCUUGGAGUCAUUUGAGGACCACAAAGCGAUGGCUAUGCAGGUUGACUUUGAGUUAAAGGCCACAAAAGAGCAGCUGGUGAAAGUGAACGCUGAGACGCAGUCGGCCGAGGAGAGGCUAAAGAACUACCACGCUCUGGCUGGGAGUCUCCAAAGUGCCAACUCUCACUUGUCGAGGCUGAUGGAGCAGAUGGACACUCUCGCCCCUCGUGUGGACCAAGCAGCUCAUGACGCGUCUAAAGAGCAAGUGGUCCUGUGGCAAGACGAGCUGCGAUCCUUACAGGCUGCCGUAGGGGAUCUCAUUGAAGAAUGCGAGACCAGGUUUAUCCAAAGUAAAGACUUUGAGACGGAGAUGAAAAGGACUCUGGACUGGCUGCAGCAGGUCAGGGAUGAACUGGGCUGUGCUGUGAUUGUGGACGUCAGAGUGGAGAAGGUGCAGGAGGAGAUCAGGAAGCAGCAAAUUAUGCAGGAAGAAGUGCAGUCCAGACUGAGAAUUGUGGCUGCUCUUAGUAGCAGAGAAAAGCAGGAGUUUAUCAGUGCCAACGAGCUCGUCCCAACCCACGUAGAUACAAACCUGGAGGAAAUGGCAAAGCUGCAAGCAGACGUUCAGAAAGCGCUGUGCUCCAAACAGAUUACUCUGGAAGAGGCCUUGGUACUGUGUCAGAAAUACCACUUCAGGAUGCAGUCGGCCUGUGAGUGGCUGGAGGAUGCUGUGUCUUUCCUGCAGCAAGCCAGCUUGGGCGUGGAUGUAGAGAACUAUGAAGAGUGUCUCAGACAGCAGGGAGACAUCAUGGCUACGGAACAGGAGUUUCUCAUCCACCUGGAGGAGCUGCAGACUCUGCUUCCUCAGCUAGAGAACCUGGUGAACCCUACAGCUAAAGAUCAGCUUCGGGUGAGCGUGGAGUCGGCAAAGCAGAGAGGCGUGGAGGUUCGAGAUCAGCUCCAGUGUCAUCAGGAUGUCCUUCACAGCUGUGUGGCCCAGUGGAAGACAUACCAGGAGGCAAGGCAGACAGUCAUUGAGCUCAUGAAUGAAGCCGAAAAGAAGCUGACGGAAUUUUCCACUGCAAAGGCAGCAACAAGCCAAGAGGCUGAAGACAAGCUGUGCAGUCACCGCUCCCUUGUAUCACUGGUGAAUGGCUUCCAAGAGAAGCUGAGUGGUUUAGAGGAACAAGCCGCUCAGCUUGAGCUGGUGGGCAGCGAUGCCAGCAAGGCCACCAUCAGUCGCUCCAUGACCACCGUGUGGCAGCGCUGGACACGACUCCGCAGUGUUGCACGAGGACAAGAGAGAGUGCUGGAGGACACAGCACAGGAAUGGAGGACUUUCACAGAGAAGAUGGUGAAGGUUAGAGCUGUCUCUGAUGAGCUCCAGAGUCGUUUCCCGGAUAGUGCAGUAGAGAAGGCCUCCAAAGCUACUCUGCAGUCUCUGUUGGACCAACAUGACCUGCUGAGCCAAGACUUGGAGCGGGAACUGUCUGCCCUCACUCUGCUGCGCCAGUACGCCCUCAGCCUGCUGCACGAUGUGGAAGUGCCUUCACCAACAAAUGAUCAGGAUGAGCUGCCCAGCCUGAAGGAGAUCAGAGCUGUACAAGACCAAAUGGAAAGCCUUUUGACUCAGUCCAGGACCAAGCGAGCUCAGGCAGCCCAAGAACUGAGGGACAGAGAAGAAGUGGAGAAGGAGCUUAGUGUUGUAAAAGCCUGGAUCCAGGAGACCAGAGAGCUUCUCCUCAAUCCCACACCAGACAUCGAUUCUCUGUUGCAGGAGCUUGAGGUUGUACAUGGAGAUGUGAUCACAUAUCGUCAGAAUGUGGAGAAAUUAGCAGAGCAACAGCAGAGCAAGUACCUGGACCUCUACACUAUACUCCCUUCUGAAAUCUCCAUGCAGCUAGCCGAGGUGUCGCUGGCAUUGGGUGCUAUUGAGGAUCAGGUUCUCUCCAAAGAAAGAGAAAACCAGAAAACAAGAGAAAUAAAGGAGGACUUCAGCUCCAGAAUCCACGAAAUUUCAGAGAAACUCAAAGCCAUCUCCAAUAAAUUUAAGGAAAAGUCUCCUGAUGUCGAUCAUGCCAAAGAAGAGGUCAAGAGUCUGUUUGAGGAUUUGGACUCCUGCGGUCGCACUCUCUCAGAACUUGAUGCUGCUGUUCAAGAGUUUGGGCGCAGAAACCCCCUGCUGGCCAAACAGCUGAGCGACGCCAUUAACAAGCUAUCAGAGAUGCAUCACCACACAACACGACUGGCAGACUGCAGGAACAACUGGCUUAAAAAGGCUGUCUGCUAUUUAGACGAGUAUAAUGAGAUGCUGGACUUCAUCUUGAGGUGGUCGGAGAAAGCCAAAAGCCUGGUGAGGGCAAACAUCAUCUGGAACUCUUCAGUUCAUCUGCAGGAGCAGAUUCGGAUGUAUCAGGCUGUCCUGCGUGAAUCUCGAGAGCUCCACGGAGACCUGGAAUCUAUGGCAGAGAAAGUGGAGCUUCUGUCUGAGGUGCUGCAGGUCGAGUCUAUGAGCCAGCAGGUUUGUGAACUGAGUCGACACACUGAGGAGCUUCAGCAAAGCAUGAAGACCCGACUGCAGAGCCUACAGGAUGCAGACAAGAGCAUGGAGGCCCUCGAGUAUGAAGUUAAGGCUCUACAUGUUGCUCUGGAGCAGGUCCAAGCCACACUGACCUCACCAGAGUUGGCACGUCAGAGCCUGAAAGAACAGCUGGCCCAGAGACAGCGUCUGUUGGCAGAUAUGGAGAGCUUCAAGCAGCAGGUACAGGCCGUGCAGCUGUGUCAGAGUGCUCUCCAGGUCCCAGAGGAGGUGAUGCCUAACCUCGCCAUCUGUCGCACCGCUCUGCGUCUGCAGCAAGAAGCCAGUCAGCUGCAGCACGUUGCCAUUCAGCAGUGCAACAUCCUGCAGGAGGCAGUGGUGCAAUACGAGCAAUAUGAACAUGAAGUGAGAGACCUACAGGGGCUGAUAGAGGAAGCACAUCGGGUUAUUCAGGAUCGUCCGAUUCCCAGCAGCAACAUCCAGGAGCUGCAGGCCCAGAUCCUUCACCAUGAAGAACUUGCCCAAAAGAUCAAAGGCUACCAGGAGCAAAUUGCCUCACUAAAUUCAAAGUGCAAAAUGCUGGCAGUAAAGGCAAAGCAUGCCACCAUGCUGCUGACAGUGAGCGAUGUGGAGGGGCUGCCUGAGGGGCUGCAGGAGAUGGAGGCAGAGAAAUCCAAGAAAUCCUCAGCACAAGCCAUCAUGAUGACAGCUGGUCGCUGUCACACUCUGUUGUCACCUGUAACUGAGGAGUCCGGUGAGGAGGGAACUAACAGCGAGAUUUCAUCUCCUCCUGUGUGUCGUUCUCCUUCUCCUAUAACUCAUGCUGAAGUCACCAUAGCCAAGAUGGGACGAGGAACUCUUACAAGAGCUCCAAUCCAAGAACUAUAUGACCCCACAUUUGAGUCUGUAGCCAACUUGGAUGACCUGCAACGCUCAUGGGAGACUUUGAAGAAUGUGAUCAGUGAGAAGCAGCGGUCUUUGUAUGAAGCUCUGGAAAAGCAGCAGCAUUACCAGGGUUCACUGCAGUCAAUCUCUUCUAAAAUGGAGGCUUUAGAGGCCAAACUCAGUGAGCCUCUGGAGGCAGAUAGAAGUCCAGAUAGUCACAUCAGGGCACAUGAGGGUCUGAUUGAAGAGAUUCAUAGUGUCCAGGAUGAAAUAGACAGGCUGCAGAGAAGCUUCACAGAGGAUCUUGCCACCAAUGCUGUGGACUCAGACAUGGCUGACCAGCUGGCCAUGCAGUCCUCCCUCGCUGUGUUGGCAGAGAGGAUGGCCACCAUCCACAUGAAGGCCACAGGAAAACAGCAAAUAUUGGAGGAGCGUGUCAGUGACCGUCUGGAGGGUCAGCGUCAGGAACAGGCCAUACAUCUGUAUCACACCCAGGCAGAUGAACUGGACCAGUGGCUGAUCAGAAUGCGCAGUGCUGUAACCUUCAUCCUUGAACCUCAACCUGUAGAGGAGACAGAUAUGGAGGACCAGCUGGCUGAGUGUCAAAACAUGCUGCUGGAGAUCGAAGAGAAGGUGUUGGCCCUCUCAGAGCUGUCCAUGCACAGCGAGAACCUGCUGCUGGAGGGCCGGACGGACACCAGGGAGGAGGCUGAACAUUUGGCCAGGAAGCUACGGACACUGAAGGGUGGUUUGUUGGAGCUGCAGAGGAUGCUACAAGACAAGCAGGUUAACAUCCAGGGUUCUCUGCAGGAGCAGGAAGACAGUGAAUCUGACUCCAGUCUCUCUCAGAGUCCCAGUGUGCAGGACUGGCUGGCCCAGGCCCGAACCACACGGACUCAGCAGCACCAGGACAGUGUUCAGAGACAGAGGGAACUGGAGGAGCAGCUUGCAGAGCAGAAAAAGCUGCUUCAGUCAGUUGCCAGCAGAGGAGAGGAGAUCCUCAUCCAGCAGGCCUCACCCAGCAGUGCCAGUACAUCGGAGCCGUUUUCACCGGCAGCUUUGGCUGAGAGGGAAACUCAGGCUGGACGGGAACAGAUGAGGCAGAGAUGGGAAAGUUUGAGACUGGAGCUCAAAACUAAACUGCAGCUGCUGCAGAAAACCCUGGAGCAGGACCACAAGCAGCCGGUGUUUUCCAGACCUCCUCGUGUGACCACAGCUGGGCCUCUGUUUAAAGGCGACGCACAGGCAGACAAAUCCUCCCUGAAGACUCUGUAUGAUCACUUCAGACAGACCAUAGAAGACAUGACCACUCAGCCCGGUGGUGGUGAGACACAGGUGCCGCAGAUGGAACAGAAGCUCUACACAGCUGUGUCAUCCACCUCCUCCUGGCUGGAUGGUGUCGAGAACAACGUCUUCUCUGGAUCAGUGCUGCUGGCGGAAAAUGCAGAGACUCAGCUGCAAAAGCAGGAGACCCUGGAGAACGAUGUGAGGCACGUGACGGAGGAGGUGAAGCUCAGCCAGACUCUGCUCGCUGGAUCUUCAGGGAUGCGACACGAAGACCGAGCGCUGCUGGAGGACAACCUCGACUGCCUGAAGGAGAGGUUAGGAGCUCUGGGUUGUGCUCUGGGACAACGCUGUGACCACAUGAGGACCAGAGCACACGAGCUCACAGCCUACCAGACUGAAUUACAGCUUCUCCAAACGGCUUUAAUUGAGACCAAAUGCCAGAUCCUACAAGCCCUGGCUGGAGCAAUGGAUAGACCAGCCUCGAAACAACUGGAGGUCAUUGCCAGUGCAGAGGAGAGCCUGAAAGACUUUGAACAGAGAAUCACAGAGCUUAAAACCAGAGGAGCAGCUCUACAGGCAGAUCAGAUAUCAGCAAACAAACUGCUAAAACUACAGGAUUCUUACGAGGAGCUGGUGAUGACAGUGGGCUCCCGGCGCAGUGGGCUGAACCAGAACAUGGCUCUGAAGGAGCAGUACGAACGAGCUCUGCAGGAUCUGGCCGACCUGGUGGACACCGCGAAGGACAAGAUGGCCGCAGAUCAGAGAAUCAUCGCCAGCUCUGUGGAGGAAGUCCAGCAUCACCUGGACAAACAUAAGGAGUUCUUCCAGGGUCUGGAGUCCCACAUGAUUCUAACAGAGACGUACUUCAGGAAGAUCAGCGGCCUGAUGCUUCCAAAAGAGAAUCAAGCUUUGGAGGAAACGUUGGCUGAAGCUCAGAGUGUCCUGAAACAAGCGCACAGUAAAGGAGUGGAGCUGGAGUGUAUCUUGGAGACUUGGUGCCGUUUAAUGCAGGACUACCAGAGUCUGAACCGACACCUGGAGACGGUGGAGGGAAGUAUUCCUUCUGUGGGUUUAGUGGAAGAAACCGAGGAGCGACUUUUGGACAGAAUCUCCUUGUACCAGGGUCUGAAGGGGAAACUGGCGGAGCACCAGCAUAAGCUCUACCAGGUGCUGGAUGAAGGUAAACAUCUCUUACUGUCAGUUUGUUGUCCUGCGGUGGAGAAUCAGCUCGCCCUGCUGGGAGAACACUGGCUCAACAACACCUCCAAAGUCAACAAGGAGCUACAGCGCCUCGAGGCCAUCCUGAAACACUGGACCAGGUAUCAAAGGGAGUGUGCAGAGAUCAGUGAAUGGCUGCAGUCCGCACUGGAACGUCUGGAGUUUUGGAACACGCAGGCGGUUUUAGUCCCACAGGAGCUGGAAUCUGUCAGAGACCAUCUCUCUGCUUUCCUUGAGUUUUCAAAAGAAGUUGAAGGAAAGUCCAGCCUGAAGAGCUCCGUGGUAUCCGAGGGCAACCAGCUGCUCCGACUGAAGAAGGUGGACACUGUGGUGCUACGCUCCGACCUGUCACGCAUCGACACGCAGUGGACUGAGCUGCUCACACGCAUCCCAGUGGUCCAGGAGAAGCUGCAUCAGAUCCAAAUGGAAAAGCUGGCCUCCCGUCAUGCCAUUUCUGAGCUGUUUAACUGGAUAUCGUUGAUGGAGAAUGUCAUCGAAGAGGAUGAAGAAAACCUCAAGAGUGCUGUCGGCUCAAAUGUGAUUCAAGAUUAUCUCCAGAAAUACAAGGGCUUCAGAGUAGAUCUGAGCUGUAAGCAGCUGACUGUGGACUUUGUCAACCAGUCAGUGCUUCAGAUAAGUGGUCAGGAUGUGGAGAGCAAACGCAGUGACAAGACAGACUUUGCUGAGCGUCUGGGGGCCAUGAAUCGACGGUGGCAGAUCCUACAAGGCCGCAUCAAUGAGAGGAUCCAGUUCUUGGAGAGCCUGUUGGAGAUGUGGCUGGAGUAUGAGAGCAGCGUUCAGGCCCUGAAGUCUUGGAUGGCGACUCAAGAAGAAAGACUGAAGAGGAAAAACCGGAUAGAGGAUCUGACAUCUGUGCAGAAUGCGCUCAAAGACUGUCAGGAAAUGGAGGAGGUGGUGAAAGAAAAAGAGAAAGAGCUAGAGAGAGUAGAGGAGCAAGGCUGUGCUCUUGUCCAGAACAAGACGGAUGAGGCCUGCGCUAUCGUCAUGGAGACGCUCCAAGGUGUCAAUCACACCUGGGCAAACCUGGACCAUUUGAUAGGACAGCUAAAGAUCAGCCUGAAGUCGGUGCUGGAUCAGUGGAGUCUGUACAAACGGGCUUCAGAAGAGAUCAAUGGCUACCUGAUGGAGGGAAGGUACUCCGUGUCUCGUUUCCGCCUCCUCACAGGUUCCCUGGAAGCUGUUCAGCUGCAAGUGCAAAGUCUGCAGGAUUUGCAAGAAGAACUGGAGAAACAGGAGAGCAGUCUGAGAAAGUUUGGUGCAAUAACCCACCAACUGCUGAGGGAGUGUCACCCCUCAGUGUCAGAUUCUCUCAACAAUGCCCUUAAGGACGUCAAUGCAAGAUGGACUGGCUUACUGGAGGAGAUAGCAGAGCGUCUUAGAAGCAGCAAAGGCCUGCUUCAGCUGUGGCAGCGCUACAAGGAGCUUUAUGAACAGAGCUGCAGCAGCAUCCAGCUGCAGGAGGAGAAGGCAGACCAGCUCCUCAAAACCACCUGCAGUAAGGACGUUGCUGAUGAGGAAGUGUCUGACUGGAUCCAAGAAUGCAGCGAGUUGCUUCGGUCUCAAGCUCCAGUUCAGGCUUCGCUGCAGGUUCUCCAAGAGCUUGGAGAGCAACUGAAACAGCAGGUGGACACAUCAGCAGCAUCUGCUAUCCAGUCAGACCACCUGUCUCUGACUCAGCGGCUUUCUGCAGUGGAACAGGCGCUCACCAGACAGCUCACCGCCCUGCAGACUGGAGUUCAAGACUAUGAAACCUUCAAUGAUCAGCUGGAAUCACUGGGCUCCUGGAUAGUUGAAGCUGAGGAGGCUCUGAAGGUACAAGAUCCCAACGGCUCCACUGACCUGACACUCAUCCAGGACCGCAUGGAGGAGCUCAAGAGGCUGAUGCUGAAGUUCAGCAGUAUGGCCCCUGAAUUAGAGCGUCUCAAUGAACUCGGUUACCGGCUUCCUCUCAAUGAUUCAGAGAUCAAGCGCAUGCAGAAUCUCAACAGAAGCUGGUCCACAGCCUCAGCACAGACCACAGAGAGAUUCAGCAAACUCCAGUCAUUCCUCCUCCAGCAGCAGACUUUCCUUGAAAAGUGUGAAACGUGGAUGGAGUUCUUGGUCCAAACAGAAGAGAACCUGGCGGUGGAAAUUUCUGGGAACUACCAGAGUUUGAUGGAACAGCAAAAAGCCCAUGAGUUAUUCCAAGCCGAGAUGUUCAGUCGACAGCAGAUCCUUCACUCUAUCAUCAGUGAUGGACAGAGGAUGUUAGAGCAGGGUCAGGUAGAUGACAGGGAUGAGUUCAACCUGAAGUUGGCCCUUCUGAGUAACCAGUGGCAGGGCGUCGUGCGUCGGGCUCAGCAGAGGCGAGGAAUCAUCGACGGUCUGAUCCGCCAGUGGCAGCGCUACAGAGAAAUGGUGGAGAAGCUGCGCAAGUGGCUGAUAGAGGUCUCCCAUCCCGCAGAGGCGCUUCAGUCAGGAAAUACAAUCCCUCUGCAACAAGCUCGCUCCAUGCUAGAUGCUGUCCAGCUGAAGGAAAAGGUGCUGCAGCGUCAGCAGGGCAGCUACAUCUUGACAGUGGAGGCAGGCAGACAGCUGCUCCUCUCUGCUGAUAGCCGAGCGGAGGUGGCCCUGCAGACGGAGCUGACUGAUAUCCAGGACCGAUGGAAGCAAGCGAGCAUCUGCCUGGAAGAACAGAAGAAAGAGCUGGCCACCUUGUUAAAGGACUGGGAGAGAUGUGAGAAAGGGAUCUGUGGAUCACUGGAAAAACUUCGAGCCUUCAAACGGCAACUCUCCCAACCCCUUCCUCAUCACCAUGAAGAUCUGCAGGCUGAGCAGAUGCGCUGCAAGGAUCUGGAGAAUACAUUUGAUGGCUGGACCGGUGAUCUGGCUCAUCUGAAUGUACUGAGGGAGUCUCUGUCUUGCUACAUCAGUGCUGAGGACCUUUCUGUGCUGCAGGAGCGUAUUGAGCUGCUGCAUCGACAGUGGGAUGAAAUCUGUCACCAGCUGUCGCUCCGCAGGCAGCAGGUGAGCGAGAAGCUGAAUGAGUGGACUGUGUUCAACGAGAAGCACAAGGAGCUCUGCGAGUGGCUCACCAACAUGGAGAGCAAAGUGUCCCAGAAUGGAGACAUCAGCAUUGAGGAGAUGAUCGAGAAGCUCCGCAAGGACUACCAGGAGGAGAUCACAGUGGCUGAGGACAACAAGCUGCAGCUGCAUCAGUUGGGAGAACGCCUGGCCAGAGCCAGCCACCAGAGCAAAGCCAAUGAAAUAGAACAAAAACUCAACAAAGUCAGCGACCGCUGGCAGCAUCUCCUGGAUCUAAUUGGAGCUCGAGUGAAGAAGCUGAGAGAAACUCUGGUAGCCGUCCAGCAGCUGGAUAAAAACAUGAGCAGCCUGCGCUCCUGGCUCGCUCACAUUGAGACCGAGCUGUCCAAACCCAUCGCCUACGAUUCCUGUGACUUCCAGGAGAUUCAGAGGAAGCUCGAUCUGCAGCAGGAGCUUCAGCGGGACAUAGAGAAGCACAGUACAGGAGUGGCGUCUGUACUGAAUCUGUGUGAGGUGCUUCUGCACGACUGUGACGCCUGUGCCACCGAUGCAGAGUGCGACUCCAUCCAGCAGGCAACUCGUAGCCUUGAUCGCCGCUGGAGGAGCAUCUGUGCCUUGUCUAUGGAGAGGAGACUAAGGAUUGAGGAGACGUGGCGUUUAUGGCAGAAAUUCCUAGAUGACUUUGCACAUUUCGAGGAGUGGCUGGCCACUUCAGAGAAAACUGCAGCUCUGCCCAACUCCUCCGGUGUCCUGUACACUGUAGCCAAGGAGGAGCUAAAGAAAUUUGAGGCCUUCCAGAGACAAGUUCACGAAAGCCUGACCCAACUGGAAUUAAUCAACAAGCAAUACCGCCGCCUGGCCAGAGAGAACCGCACUGACUCUUCCUGUCGUCUGAGGGAGAUGGCUCAUGAUGCCAAUCAGCGAUGGGACAACCUGCAGAAGAGGGUGGCGUCCAUCCUUCGCAGGCUCAAGCACUUUAUCACUCAGAGAGAGGAGUUCGAGACCGCCAGAGACGGCAUUUUGGUUUGGCUGACAGAGAUGGACCUGCAGCUGACCAACAUCGAGCACUUCUCCGAGUGUGACAUUCAAGCCAAGAUCAAACAACUCAGGUCGUUCCAGCAGGAGAUUUCUCUGACAACAGCCAAGAUCGAACACAUCUUCCACCAGGGGGAGGCGCUGAUAGAGAAGAGUGAACCUCUGGAUGCUGCUGUCAUCGAGGAAGAGCUGGAAGAGCUGCAACGCUACUGCCAGGAGGUUUUUGGUCGAGUGGAGCGCUACUACAAGAAGCUCAUUCGCCUUCCUCUUGCAGACGAUGAUACUGAGGUGUCAUUCUCGGAUCGUGAGCUGGAGCUGGAUGAACCCUGUGAUUUGUCCAGCCUGCCAUGGAGUGAACGUCUGGGGGAUGGCUUCCUAUCACCUCUGCCCUCCUCCGGUCGCUCAGCCUCCCUGGCAGCUCAGCUCCGGACCGAGCGCUCGGGCAGAGACACCCCGGCAAGCGUGGACUCCAUUCCCCUGGAGUGGGACCAUGAUUACGACCUGAGCCGAGGGCUGGAGAGCGCCAGCAGAGCCCUGAGAGAGCAGCAGAGUGAGGAGGGAGACUUCCUCCAGCGUCCUGCCUCAGGCUUGUCAGAUGUAGUGAUCCCAGAGAGCCCUGAGGCCUAUGUUAAACUAACAGAACAAACACUGAGGUCCUCCACUGGGGAGGUCGCAUCUGGAGACUCUCAAAUUCACCCUCUUGAUGUCACCCGUUUCCACCUGCAACAAAUGGAAAGCAGCCGCAGCAGAACUCCCACAAGCACAGAACUGGACGCCUCAUAUAUGGGAUAUAUGCGGCUGUUGGGUGAGUGUCGUGGCAGCAUCGACGCAGUGAAGAGGAUGGGCUUUGAGCUGAAGGAGGAAGAGGAUACAGUGUCUGGACUGGCAGAUCCCAGUAGCUCAGAGUCCCAGACAUCAGGCGUUAUUGAGCGCUGGGAGCUCCUGCAGGCUCAGGACCUCAGUAAAGAGAUGCGUACGAAGCAGAACCAGCAGCAGUGGCAGCAGCUGAACUCUGACCUCAACAACAUUUGGACUUGGCUGGGAGAAACGGAGGAAGAGCUGGAGCAGCAGCGAAGGCUCGACCUGAGCACGGACAUCCAGACGAUUGAACUACGCAUCAAAAAGCUCAAGGAACUGCAAAAGGCGUAUGACAAGCGCAAGGCCAUCGUGCUUUCCAUCAACCUGUGCAGUGCUGAGUUCCUGCAGUCAGACACUGAGGAGUCCAGAGAGCUACAAGCCAAACUGAAAGACAUGAACAACCACUGGGACAAACUAGGCAGCUCGCUGGAGGAGUGGAGGUCUUCAUUGCAGGAAGCUCUAAUGCAAUGUCAAGACUUCCAUGAGAUGAGCCACGGUCUGCUGCUCUGGUUGGAAAACAUCGAUCGCAGGAGGAAUGAGGUGGUUCCCAUUGACCCGAUCCAGGACAGUGACACUCUACAUGAGCAUCAUAAAACACUCACGCAAAUCCGCCAGGAGCUGCUGGACUCUCAGCUCAAAGUCGCCUCCCUACAAGACAUGUCCCUCCAGUUGCUGGUCAACUCUCAGGGCAGCGACUGCCUGGAGGCCAAAGAGAAAGUUCACGUCAUUGGGAACCGCCUCAAACUGCUGCUGAAGGAAGUGACCCGAGACCUGCGAGAGCUGGCCAAGAUCCUGGACAUCACAAGCAGUCAACAGGAUCUGUCCUCUUGGUCGUCUGCUGAUGAGUUAGACACAUCUGGUUCCCUCAGUCCUGUAUCAGGAAGGAGUACACCAAGUCGGCGACGAUCGAAACGGGGCAAAAGUAGUCUGUCACAGCCUGGACCCUCUGUGAGCAGUCCACACCACAGGUCUCGCAGCGACGUUGGAUCCGCUUCCUCCCCUUCUGACUCGGAGACGCCGUCGGCUCGUAGGUCCUCGUUUCUGUGGCGCGUCCUCUGGGUCGCGCUGCCUCUCCAGCUCUUCCUGCUCCUGCUCGUGGUCUUCGCCUUCCUGCUGCCAAUGUCCGAGGAGGACUACUGCACUCAGUCCAACAACUUUGCUCAUUCCUUCUACCCGAUGCUCAGCUACACCAACGGACCUCCUCCAGUGUAGGUGGGCUGCCGAGACCACGUUUGACUUCACGUUGGUAUCUUUGAAGUCACGUUGGGUAGCAAAAACUGACCUUGGUCAUCUAUUUGUACUACAGAAAAAAGAACAGCUGCCAUCUCCAGUUAAUAUCUUUGUGUGUAGCACAUAGGAUCAAGCAUCUCACUAUGUUACUCUGUGUAAUGCUGUGUCAAUUAAGGAGCAUUUUUUUGGUGUUGUUACAAACCUGGAGAGACUGUGGACAUCUGCUGUUCACUCAGUGGUGUGUGUGUGUUGGAGACAACAGUCAGUGGAAAACGCCAAAGCAAAAAUGCUGAAUUAUAGCCUGUGAAUCUGCUCGUAACCGAAAAAUUUGUAAACGACGACAAAAAAAAACAGAACAUUAAAUAUAUCUUACAUUGCAAUUAUUUUUUUACCUGUAUUUUGGCAUGCAGUUUUAAUCCUUUUUGCUUUUAUUUACUGACAUCCCUCACUGUGUCUGUGGUAAACGAUCCAUUUUUAACUUGAAUUACAUGGAUUCACUUCAUUUAGGCCAAGCCGAGUGUUUUAAUAUCAUCGGACACAAUUCAAGAGUUUAAAAUCAUCCAUCCAUGGUCUUUAUACAUUCUGCUGUUUUAUUUUUGAAAAGUAUCAAAUCUGUCUUUAAGAUUGAGAAUUACGACAUAUAGAAAACUAUUGUAUAUUUUGUAUGACUGUCGGUUCGGUAUCAAAUGCAUAACAGUCUGAGAUUAUUUAACGUGUAUAUAAUGCAAAAAAGUUAAUAUGAGAAAUGUAUGUAUAUGCGACCAUCAGAAACAAUGAAUGCCAAAUCCUCA